Molecule: messenger RNA, 3140 nt
Organism: Dromaius novaehollandiae (emu)
Lineage: Eukaryota; Metazoa; Chordata; Aves; Casuariiformes; Dromaiidae
Product: beta-2-syntrophin-like
Exons: 5
Coding region: 126-1013 (295 amino acids)
Cellular component (GO): neuromuscular junction; intracellular anatomical structure; sarcolemma
Molecular function (GO): structural molecule activity
Source: RefSeq, a predicted model, not a curated record
CCGGGGCCGCCCAGGGGCAGGGCCGGCGGGGCGGCGCGGUGCCCGGUGCCCCGAGCCGCGCCGAGCCGAGCCGCGCGGCCCGGCGGGGGCGGCGCAGCGGCGGCGGUGCGCGGCAUGCGCGGAAGAUGGCGGCGGGCAGGCGCGCCCCGCGCACCGGGCUGCUGGAGCUGCGCGGCCCCGGCGGGCAGUGGCUCCGCGUCCUGCUCACCCUGGCCGAGGACGUGCUGGCCGUGAGCCCCGCCGCCGGCCCCGGCCCCGGCCCCGGCCCCGGCCCCGGCGAGGCGCCGCCGGCGCAGCUCAACGGCGGCGAGCCGGGCUCCGCCGUGCCCGAGGCGCUGGCCAACGUCAGGCGCACGGUGCGCGUCGUCAAGCAGGACGUGGGGGGGCUCGGCAUCAGCAUCAAAGGAACUGAACAGACCAAUCAGUCUUCAGUUGAUGGGAAGAAGAACAGAAGACCUCUGCGUACUUCAGGGGUCUCCUGGGAGAGCUCAAAGGUCAUGGAUAGUUCCACAUGCCAAAGCACCUCAUCUCAGGAAAAAGAUGCUACUCAGACAGCUGUUGAGGGGAGACCUGAAGAAGAAACUCUGUCCAGCAGCAAGCUGCUGAGCUCCCAAGAGCCUGCUCGUCAGGAACUUCAGAGUCCUGAAGACAGCUUGAGUGAGCCAUCGCAGGAGGACCAAGACACUGAAAACCAAGAAAGCAGUACAGAGGAUUCUUCUAGACAGCUGUGUCUCUGUCCUGAGACAAGAACAUCCCUCUCUUCAGGAGCCUCUGAAGAAGACAAUGACUCUGACUUGAAAGAGAGCAGAAGAUUUUUGCAGCAUAAAUUUGGCCACAGCGAGGCUGUAGAUGACACUGAAAUUAAAACAGUUGUAAAUACAGGGGCCAGAGCCAAGCUGCAGACAACCUGGCAAGAGAUAAGAGCCACGCGGGGGAUGCAGGCUCUGAUGGAUGGGCUGCUCCAAUUAAGCACUGGUACCUCUCAAGAAGAGGAGGCAAAAUCGCAAAGUUAAAUUGCGGACGACGUGACUAGACGACCACACCCGUUGUUCCAGCACAAAUUUGGAUCUGCUCCAUCAAAGGACUUCUGAGCCCAAGAGAUGGCUGUUCUUGGCCAGCAAAAUGAAAUCCAGGCUCAAAACCAGACCUUGGCUUCCUGGGCGGGCAGAGCUAAGAGCUGCCAAAUUGCCAUGCAUGGCAGCUCACAGGCCGUGCGGGAACACACCCAGAGCUGCGCUUUUACCAGGCUGCUGCCCAGCACCAACCGGGGCAGGAACUGUAGGAGCUUUAAACCCAGUCUGUUGGCAGCACGGUCCUACUGGGAGUCAGCAGGUCAAUGCUCCUGUCCUUUCUUUGCAAGAGCUGAGUAGGGCUCACACAGCUUUCACUGACUUACCAAGGCAGUGGCUUCAGGGCUGGAUGGUGCCCUGGGGCAGUCAGUUUACAUCUCCUACUCCACCCCAAGAGCACUCCCGGUUAUAAGCUCUGCCAAGGCUGAACCUCUGGACUGGGAGGGAGUCAAGAGCCACAGGCCCAUUGGUACCAGCACGACUUGCCAACUGGUGGCUGUGGCAUUUACCCAAGACAGGAGAUUGGGUCCUGGUCCCUGGUUUCAGGACAAUAUGUGUACUUUACUGCUCCAAAUCCCUGCAGGAUAUGAGCAGGGCCAUGCCUGGCUUUCAGAUGCCAAGCAGAUGUCAGCAUGAGGCUGGUGUUGUACUCUCAGCCUUCACAAACCCCAGGCACAUCUGGGGACAAGGAGAACUUCCAGACACUUAGUGAAGUUCUCAUGAUCGCAAACUCUGGCAUCACCAGGCUUUGAGGUAUGGGCUGGAGGUAAGCGUCACUCAAGCACUGGGCUAUGCCAGAGCUGAACCACUCGCAUCUCAGUUCUGACCUGGGCCAGAGUUUUCACAUGACCAGACUCCCUGAUCCAUUUGUGGACAGGAGAAAGUGCUGGGAGACCAGGUAGGCUCAUGGAAGAGCUUCUGGUACAUAAAGCUCCCUUGCCAACAAAGUCAUAAUUAUUCAUGAUGGCUUGUAACAGAGCUCUUCAGGUCCUCCUCUUCCACCAAACAAGGACUGUGGAGCUAUCUGUGGCUAAGAGCCCUGUUCUUUACCCUGUUGUCCUGAGACUGGCAUGGAGCUCUUCAAGUGUGAUCUCAAGGAUCUGAGCAGUGGUGCAGAGAAGGGACAGCAUCUGCCACUCCUCUAGGCAAUGUGGCCACCUAACCUACUCGAUGGAGAAACUGCCGCACAUGGCUGUAGGGCACAGAGCAAUCCUGCAUUCUCCACUCCCUCCCGCCCCCAGCAUCUGGCUGCGGCUGGCAUAGGCAGCAAAGCCGAGAUGAACGCCGCCUGCCAAAUACAUUCGGCUGCUUGCUGCGACACAUCCAACCAUUCUGCAGCAGAUGGGCUGGUCAGCCCCUCUCCUAAUUACUCUCAGGCUACUCCAACCACACGUGCUCCCCCGUUCAUCAGCUGGGCUCUCUCCAGCCGUGCCGAAAUGGCUGCAAGAUCCUUCAUGUGUUUGUGCCCCACUCAGGGUGGGGCCUCUGGUACUGUAAAGCUGCUCAUCGCGUACCUUCACGUUACCUGGCAGGCCUCCCUGGAGACACGAGGAGCCUGCUGUGCAGCCACGAGAGCAGGACAGCUUUGGAGAGCCAAAGCGAGAACAUUUUAAAGAAUCCAUAUAUCAAAGUUGGAAGAAAAUUUAAAAUUAAUCCUUCACCAAAAUUUCAACCACACUAGUAUUAAACCUUUCCUAAUUUUUACUUGAAUGGAGUAUCUAGGAUGAGAUGUGAUACAUGAUAUUUUGGUGUCAAUACUUUUUCGAGGAAAGAGAGUCAAGGGAUUGAUGGAUUUGUUGUUUUAGUUUUCUAAACCGACUCCUAAUGGGAAGCUGGUUUCAGUGCGGUGCCCCCAGAUGGGAAGGGAUGUACAAGAAGCUCCCAGCAACCUGCUCCACCUCCAUGACCUGCUUUCCCACCCAUUUGUGCCUGUGCCCCAACCCUGCGCCUGCUCUGACAAGACCCUCGUGUUGAAGUUUCUCCUUCUCCCAACAGCUCUUACAACGUAAGAAGCAGAAAUAAUCAUGCGUAAAACUGUCUGGGCCGUUAAGCUAUGCACAUACCUGCCGA